Molecule: messenger RNA, 3444 nt
Organism: Caenorhabditis elegans
Lineage: Eukaryota; Metazoa; Nematoda; Chromadorea; Rhabditida; Rhabditidae
Gene: uig-1
Product: PH domain-containing protein
Exons: 16
Coding region: 252-3011 (919 amino acids)
Biological process (GO): intracellular signal transduction
Molecular function (GO): guanyl-nucleotide exchange factor activity
Source: RefSeq, marked reviewed
AUCCCGUGUCCCUCCGUCCCGUCCAGUUCCAGGGUGUCUGAGACCUGACCUGACAUUUUGAAAAAAGAAGAUACUUAGAUAUAUAUUCAUUUUGAAGUUUGCAACACCGCGCCGCUCAAUGACUUAUUACUACUAUUGUCCUGUAAGAAUGAAUGAUGAAUGACGAAACAAGAAGACGACGGUUCAUUUAUUUAGUAGGUUAUCGGCAACGUGACCGUGAGCAUGAAGUAGAUCCUCGAAUGACUCAAAGUAUGAUAUCAGAACGGAUACAACGAUCACAAUCUCCUGUUGAUGUUAGUUUGGCGUUAAGUGAAGACUCAACGAUAACCAUUACCGAACUCAAUAAUAGAAAUGGUUCAACAUUCAAUGCCAAUUCAAUCAACGCGACUCCUGUAAUGAGGCGGCGUAGGAGUCAGAUGAGUGGAGUACGACAGAGAAAUUAUCGAAUAUUAGAUCAAAAUGAAUCAAAGUACAUACUACAACAACAAAGCGCAGCUGCUAUUGAGGAGAAGAAAGGAACGUUACUAAGACGGAAAAGCAGCAAAAAAUUAAUUGAACCUUUGCCAAUGAUCAUCACUCCUCCGGUGCUGAUGGCUCGAACGCAAUGCUGUGCGGUUUGCUACAAAGAAAAGAGCACCGGCUACUCAGUUUCAAGUCGAACGCAAUCGUAUCCACUCGAAGCCAUGUCUUCGGUAACAACCGAUCGAUCCACGGAAGAGGAGACGGCUCGUUUGUCAUUUGUCUCCUCUUCUACUGGAUACAGUAGUGCUAGAUCUUCACUUAGAAGCUCUGACGGUGGAGAUGAAUCUAACAACAAUUCUGCUGGUAACCGUGACAGCGCUAUAUCAAACACAUUUUCCUUAUCUUCCCAAUCGUCUGCCCGAAGGUCAGCUCUUCUCACAAAAGGAUCCCUCACACAUCUGGAUCGGAUUGCAAUUGAACUUUUGGACACUGAACGGACGUAUGUGGAAGAUCUAAAUGCAGUUAUCAAAGGGUACAUGGACUUUUUGGUUGAAGAUCGAGAAAAACUCAAAGUCACACUUGAUGCAAUAUCGUCCCUUUUUGGUUGCAUUGAAAGGAUUUUCGCGUUUAACAAACAGCUGUACAAUCAAUUGGAUGCUGCAGAUUUGGAUUGUGUGAAAAUGAGCAGAUGCUUCGUGGAAAGCUCUGGAAAAUUUGAAGAUUACAUUGAAUACUGCACAAAUUACCAUCGAAUGAUGUCUACCCUCUAUCAUUUACAGCAGCAACCUCUUGUGGCAAGAGCUUUACAGGAACGGCAACUGGCUUUAAAUCAUUCUCUGCAAUUGUCAGCGUACCUGCUGAAACCAGUUCAACGAAUUCUUAAAUAUCAUUUAUUUUUGGAGAAUAUUUUGAAGAAUAUGCCAUCUACAACACACCCAGAAGAAUUGAUUCAAGUGAAAAGAGCGCAUGAAGUGAUGACGUCACAAGCAGCACGAAUUAAUGAUGAAAAAAAGAAAGCAGAGCACAUUGAAAGGGUUGGACAGUUACAGUCUACUCUACAAAAGUGGAAAGCUGAUGAGAUUCAAAUCAGCAAUUUGUCUGCAUAUGGCGAUCUACUGUUGGAAGCAACUUUCCGUCAAGCAGGUUCCAAGACAACACGCCUAUUGUUCCUGUUUGAGGAAAUGUUGUUAAUUGUAAAGCAACGUGGGGCGAACUAUGUUUGCAAGGACUAUAUUAUGUGUUCGAAUUUAAUGUUGAAUGAAUGGAUUUGCCCAGAAGAACCACUAAGUUUCCAAGUCUUAUCAUUUGACAAUCCACGUGCCCAAUAUGUUUUCAUGGCGUCUUCAAUGGAGCAGAAAAGAACUUGGAUGCAAGAAUUGAAACGAAUGAUGUUAGAUCAUUAUUCCGUAGAGAUUCCUGAGAAAACGAAGCAAUUGAUGUUAAGUAUAGAUAACACAAGAAUUGUUCCAUUUGGAAGACCAGAAUUCGCUGAGGUAUCGAUGAAGAAUCACAAAAAAGUUCCAAAAUAUCUGGAAAAACGAAGAAAGUCUGUUGAUGCAAAAGAAGAGAGCAAUAGAAGAAGAAGUUUAUCAGCAUCCAGGUUACUUGGAGGCAGCAAAACUUCAAUUUCGGAGCCAAUUAAAGAAGAACAAAAGUGCACGUGUCACAUGAAUGGAGGCAUUUAUAAUGGAGCAAAUCCGACAACAUCAAAAUCAAUUAUAUCACAUCCAUCUCUAACCUAUCAACAAUCUCAUCCAACCCAAUCAACUGAUCCUAACUACUGCCGACCUCCAGUAUGUCGAACGCAAUCAGCUGCAACUAUUGAUCUCAAUCAGGUUCAUAUCACUGAACCGAACUCUGCAGCAGUAAUGUCUUCGAGGAGCAGGUACCAACAGGCAAGAAAUCGUCGACUACCGCCUCGUCAUAAUCAGGAGUCACGAUCCACAUCCAGUCGUCGCAUGGGGGAAGAAGAAAUUGAUCGGACAUUUGAUCAGUUAUACGAAGAGUUAGUGUCGUUUGGGGAUUCUACAAAGCCAACAGUUACGUCGAACCGCAGCCAACGCCUUAGAUCGGAGGCACCGCAGAGUACUGUAACUACCAUAACUGUAGCUGCAACACCUGCAACUGCAACUCUGUCAAUAGCCGAAUGUGCAAAUACACGUUUACGAUCGAAAUCUUUGACUCGACUUGAUGAAUAUGAGGCUGAACCUAUUUCUUUGAAACCAAGCAUUGAAAGACGAUAUUCAAAAGUAGACCAACUGAAAAAGCGAUCAAGAAAAUAUCAAGUGAAUCAGGAACCAGAAGCUGCUGAUGUAUUGCGUCCCAGUGUUGGUAGAUUCUCUCUAACUGAUCAUGAGAUUAUAAUUCACGGAGAGGAACCGUACAAGCGAAGUUCCGGACGACAACGUACCCCAUUAACCGCUCAACAAACCGCUGAGCUUGACGAUUACUUUCCAUCAUCGAAUUCAAUGAAUUCAGCUCCACAGACAUGUUCCAGCAGUGCAACUCCAUCUUUAAUGUCUAUAAUACGACAAUACGAGAAUGCUUAGAUUUGCCUUCCACCCAGAAAAAUUAAAAAUCAUUUUCAAUUGUUUGUUCAUAAAGUGUCUUAUCUCCAAACCGCAAAAUGCAAAGGCGACGACGCAAGAAUUUGUGUAUUGUGGGGGUAAACAAACUCUAAUUUUAGAAAUAAUAGUCCAGAAUAUAACAGAUAAAAUUUAAUAUUUCGAAUAAAAAAGAACAAAUGAAAAAACAGAAAACAUACAGUGACCCGAACCUUCUUUCACAUGUGAUGACCCCCCAAAAUUUUCCUCUUGUCUCAAUUAUCUCUUAAAUUGCGCCCAUACUAUAAUGUUCCAUAACAAACCGUUUUCUGUUCGCACUUUACACUUACCGGUGUUUUUCCUCCACUUCGCAUUAUUGUUAUGAUGUCGAAUCAUUCUUGCUCUGUUAUUUUAUUCAUAAUGAAUAUUUAUUAUUAUU